UGUUUUCUUUUGCUCUUGAUGUUUUGGUGUUGCUUACUUUCAUGUUUUUUGUAUUUUUUUUAUGUAUUAUGUUGUAAUGUAAAGUAUUGUAUGGUACUAUGCUUUUUUUCCAUGUAUGAUUUUGUUUUAGUUUGUCUGUUUUGUCUUGUGUUUUCUGUUUUGUCAUUUUUUUUGUGUUAUAAGAUGUUUCUUUGUAGUUUUUUGUUUUCUAUUAUGCGGCUACCAUGUUAUUGUGAUGUAAUUUAUUGUUAGAUUUUUCCAUGUUUUUUGUUUUCUUUUGCUCUUGAUGUUUUGGUGUUGCUUACUUUCAUGUUUUUUGUAUUUUUUUAUGUAUUAUGUUGUAAUGUAUAGUAUUGUAUGGUACUAUGCUUUUUUUCCAUGUAUGAUUUUGUUUUAGUUUGUUUUUCUAGGUUCUUAAGGAAUCAAGUGACGAGGAAAGGGAGAAAGCUGAAGAGAUGAUGAAGUACUAGGCAUCACUUCCCCUGCUCCUUUGAUUUUGGUUCGCAUCAUUGUAAUGUCUAUCGUGAUUUUUGACUUUAUGAUUUGUUUUAGUUUUGUUCCAUGUAUGCUUACUUAUUUUUUGUUAUGUUUUGCUCAUCCUAUGUGGUCUAAUAUUACAAUGACUUUAUGAAGUUGUUGUGUUUCUGUUCUCUGUAACUAGACACAAGAGAGAUUGUUCAUCUUAUAUGCUGAAUUGUUAUGUUCAUCCUAUGUGGUCUAAUAUGUCUGUUAUCCCAAUGAAUCAGGAUUUCCAGGAGAACAGGCUGUUGAUGUCAUUUGUUAAUUUCCAUGAGCAAGAGAAGAUCUCUAAAGAAAUCGUAACACACGCUAUAGAAAGCUGCAUGAAGAAACAAGCAGAUAACCUGUUGAAUUCACUGGACGUUAUCAGCGGUAGGUUGUCACAGUUGGAGUUAUACUGCUAUAUACUGGAAAGGUCCAUUGGAGAAUUACGAAGUGACGUGAUGGAUUAUCAUAACGAAGCAAAUCUGAACUUCCGGUGCGUUGAAAAGCAAGUGAAAGAGGUUCAGAAAUCUGUGCAGGCUGUUCAGGAAAAGCAGGAGCUUGCUGAAACUCAGAAAGAACUGACCAAACUUCAGAUAGUACAUGAGGAUUCUGCACAAAAGAGUGAAGGUACUGCUCCAUCAGUUUUCAUGAAUAGGGAAAAUGAGGUUGCCCUUGUGCCAUUGCACCAAGUAAAUGUUGUUCAGUCACCUCCUCUGCAAUUCCAAAGUUGCAGUGGCCUUAUUCUACAGCAACUGGUACCAGUCCAAGACCAGCAGCGCUCAAACCAAACUGCUCUGUACUGUAUGCGAGGCCAAAGCCAUCUGGAGCACAGACAGGCCCAAAUGUUCGAAGCUGCUGGUCAAUCUCUACAGACACACACUCGGAAAACUCAGCCACCUACAGUAGUUGAGGUAUCUCAGGUAACCAGUCAGGCACCAGAGUUCUACCCUCAUCCGCAGCACCAAUGGCAACAUCAGAUCGGCCAGCAGGUUUUGUCACAGGCAGAUCGGCCAGCAGAUUUUUUUGCCUUGUACUUGUGUUUUUGCUCUGGUCGUUUUCAGCUUAGUCAGAGGAUGUUCAGAUCAUGCAGAUAGAGUUCUUGGAGGCGG
Molecule: messenger RNA, 1613 nt
Organism: Zea mays
Lineage: Eukaryota; Viridiplantae; Streptophyta; Magnoliopsida; Poales; Poaceae
Exons: 2
Coding region: 687-1598 (303 amino acids)
Source: RefSeq, a predicted model, not a curated record